Molecule: messenger RNA, 954 nt
Organism: Prunus avium (sweet cherry)
Lineage: Eukaryota; Viridiplantae; Streptophyta; Magnoliopsida; Rosales; Rosaceae
Gene: MYB121
Product: myb domain protein 121
Biological process (GO): regulation of DNA-templated transcription
Cellular component (GO): nucleus
Molecular function (GO): DNA-binding transcription factor activity; sequence-specific DNA binding
Source: RefSeq, a predicted model, not a curated record
GGUUGAAUUGAAGUGAAACCAAGGAAAGGAAGGAUGGUAGCAAUGAUGGGUUGGGGGGUUGCAGAACAACAAGGAUGGAGGAAAGGUCCUUGGACACCAGAGGAAGACAAGCUGCUCAAUGCAUAUGUCAACUUCCAUGGAGAGGGAAGAUGGAGUUGUGUGGCUAAGUGUGCAGGUUUGAACAGGAGUGGCAAAAGUUGCAGACUUAGAUGGGUGAAUUAUCUUAGGCCUGGAUUAAAGAGAGGCCACAUAACACCUCAGGAACAAGGCAUCAUUAUUGAAUUGCAUGCUUUAUGGGGUAACAAAUGGUCUACCAUUGCUAGAUACUUGCCAGGAAGAACAGACAAUGAGAUAAAGAACUUCUGGAGAACUCAUUUCAAAAAGAAAGAGAAAUGCACUCUGAAGCAAGAGAAACGAAAAGCUCAAAUUCUUCUAGCAAAACAACAACAACAACAGGAGCAGCAGCAACAACAACAACUGCAGGAAGAUCAAAACCUGAAAAUACGAGCCACCCCACAAUCGGAAGCAAGCCAAGGAGAUAACAUUAACAUGAUUACUGAUCAUGAGGCACAAGCAAGGCAAGAGAAUAAUAUGGAUCUUAUUAGUAGCAGCUACCCCAACUUGGAGGGGGACCAAUAUUGCUUGCCUGCGUUGAUGAACCAAGGAAGUGUAGGGUCUUGGGCAGAUAUAUUAGGAGAAGAAGGGUUAUAUAUGGGGCGCCUCUGGAACUUAGAUGAUGAGCAUGUAAACGGUCGAAACACAAGCUUAAGCCAGUGCAACAAAUCAGCAAUGCAGAAUCAAGCAGCAGUUACAGCUUUCUCUUCUGGAGGGGAUUACUCUAACACAUUCUAUAAUGGAGGCUACAUCUUCUAAGAAUCCAAGAGGGCUGAUUUAUUAUCUAUUAAUUGGUACCAGAUUAUUAUAUAUAUCCUAAUUAAUUAUUCCUAUGAAGUU